AUGAGGGAUGUGUUGAAUGGUAGUAGCACACAAUAUUCAGAGAAACCAACAACUGUAAAUGUGACUGAUCAAAUACCCCAAUCCACUGCAACAAUUCCACUGAAUAAUGCACCUUCUAAAACCCUUGAUCUGUCUACUAUUGGGUUCUCUUUUCCCACCAGAGCAACACUUCAAGAGCUGGAGUAUGGAUCAAUAACAUCCAUAGAUGAGGAUAUGCUCGAAAGUGAUGGAGAUAAAGUGAAAAACGUUGGAAAAGCAGAAGGAGUUUAUGUUGUUAGUUCUAAGGAUGGAAGUAGCCACAUAGUGGCUAUCACUGCAAGUUUCUUGAAGGGUGAUGCACUAAGACUUUUUGGAGUGCUCAAGAUUGAUGUGUUUGAGUCACAUGUUGCUAUUAUUGGAGGAACUAGGAAGUACUAUGAUGCUAAUGGCUAUGUUGCAGUUAAGGUUGUCCACAAAGUAGGUUCAAAAGAUGGAUAA
This is a messenger RNA of Vigna unguiculata (cowpea), 477 nucleotides long. Its product is annotated as dirigent protein 24-like. Lineage: Eukaryota; Viridiplantae; Streptophyta; Magnoliopsida; Fabales; Fabaceae. The record is from RefSeq and is a predicted model, not a curated record.